Pseudoliparis swirei is the source of this 2953-nucleotide messenger RNA. RefSeq names its product cyclin-dependent kinase 5 activator 1-like. The record is from RefSeq and is a predicted model, not a curated record. Gene Ontology annotation, biological process: brain development; activation of protein kinase activity; positive regulation of cyclin-dependent protein serine/threonine kinase activity. Lineage: Eukaryota; Metazoa; Chordata; Actinopteri; Perciformes; Liparidae. The transcript has a single exon. Gene Ontology annotation, cellular component: protein kinase 5 complex; cytoplasm. Bases 256 to 1098 code for a protein of 280 amino acids. Gene Ontology annotation, molecular function: cyclin-dependent protein serine/threonine kinase activator activity; protein kinase binding.
CAGACAUAAGCUUGUGUCGCAGCGUGUCCAUGCUGAGGCGCUGACGGCAUCUGUUGGAGGACAAGUGCACUCUGAUAACCGCAACGUCCUCGUUCCCCUGCCGCCCGGGAGCCGUCACACGGAGCAACUAAACGCGUAAAUGGAGUUUCAAUCGUUGUCGUGACUGCCCUCCACCGCCUCUCACCCCGCAGAAGACAGCGUUGAAGUGUGCAGCAUCAUCAUCCACAUACCACCGCGGCUCUGUCCUCUGCAGACAUGGGUACCGUCCUCUCUAUAUCCCCGGCGACGAAGAAGGCAUCUAUUAUGGACGCCGAGCUCGCCAAAAACGACAAGAGCCUCAAGCGGCACUCGAUGUUCGUAUCUCUCUCCUGGAAGAAGCUGGUGUCCAAUUCGGCUAAGAAGAGUGCUAAGAAAGUGACCCCGAAACCGCUGCCUGCGCGCGAGCUCACGUCAGGCCAGGUGGCUCAGCUCAACAGCGACAACAUCCGGAAGACGCACCAAACCGAAGAGAAGAAACCCAAAGCGCCGAUCCCGGUCCCGGUGCCCACGGUCCCCACGAAAAACGGCGAUGGCCUCGUCCAAAACGGAAGGAUCUCCACGGUCCAGAAGCGGAUCGUUAUCCAGGCGUCCACCGGGGAGCUGCUCCGCUCUUUGGGGGACUUCAUGUGCCGCAGGUGUUUUAAACUGAAAGACCUUAACAGCGGAGAGGUGAUCCUCUGGUUCCGCAACAUCGACCGGACUCUUUUGCUCCAGGGCUGGCAGGACCAAGGCUUCAUUACGCCGGCCAACGUGGUGUUCGUGUACCUGCUGUGCGAAGACACGAUAGCGGACAGCAUCGACAGCGCGGCCGAGCUGCAGGGAACCUUCCACACGUGCCUCUACCUCGCCUACUCCUACAUGGGCAACGAGAUCUCCUACCCGCUCAAGCCGUUCAUGUCCGAGUCGAACAAGGACGUUUUCUGGGAGAUGGCGCUCCGGAUCAUCAACAGGCUCAGUGCCAAAAUGCUUCAGCUCAAUGCAGACCCGCACUUUUUCACCCAGGUCUUCCAGGACCUUAAAAACCAACGAGAUACGAGCGAGGCGAACCUGGACCGCUGAACAAAACCAAACAAGAUCGGUUGGGUUUUUUUUUUUUUAAAGAUGAAUGUUUUGCAAAAUCACACAACGCUGGUUUUGAAUGUAAAAGGCCAACGUUGAAGGCUUCUCGCGCCUGGGCUGAAUAUCUCUCUCUAAUGAUGUUACACAACCUCAGUGUGGUGUUUAGGAUACAGUGUAGGCAUGCCAAUGGUAAUAGUGUCCUCUUUUGUCUUGUCCCGUUUGCGUGACGCAGGGAUUGACUUUGUGGUACUGAUCACAUCCCACGUGACAUCCCACUCCCCGUUUCAUUCAUGAUUAGCCUACUUCCUGUGCGGGUGGAUGUCGCAGUGUGGUGAGCUUCAAAGCAGUGGCAGAAUAGAUGCGUGAUUUUGCGCGCGUGUGCGUGUGUGUGUGUGCGUGUGUGUGUGUGUGAGAAGUCGAGAGGCGGAGCUGUCCGAGGUGCUGACCUGUGCAGCCAUUUAUCCUCCGCUCCCUGCUAUUUGAGUCACCUCGCCACAACGUUGCCAUAGUGAACCCAAUACACUUUCAUCGCAUAAGCCUAAGCCUUGUAAGUACAGGUAUAUGCAGCAUAUUGUGCUUUUUUAGAUUCUCUACCAGCUGAUAGGUACGCUGUUCAACAUGCAGCAGAUGACCAUGUUACACAUUAAGGGGACAAACCGCAUUAGUAGAUAUUCCUCUCAUGUUAACCGAGGUGAACAGCGUUUAGUCCAUUUACUGCUGAAAAGCCUCAUGAUGUGUAUCUGCAUACCUGGUUAGAAUGUAACUGUUUCAACUUCUGUGAUCAAAACCACCAAUGUAUUCAUAUAAACCAACUCAUAUUUAAAAUAAGUGGUUUUCAACAACAAACAACAUAUAAGUCAUUUUCAACGGGCCGUUGGUUCAAGUUGAUCAUGAGGGUUGGUGGCAGAAAUGUAUUUCCCACCUGGGAUGUGAUAAACCGCACAAAAUGGGCUCCUAGAUACAGCAAGGUUAUCAACCCAAGGCCCCCGUUGUGUAUUGUUUUCCAAUACAUUGCAGAGGCCAACAUAUCUAUAGAGAAUUAAUUGAAUGUACAGUUUUUCAAGAGAUUGUUUUAAAAUCUCAUAUGUGCCAACUAUCAAAUACUCUUGGCCUGAAACUUUGUGGUUUACAUGUAGAUAUCCCACAUUUUAGAUGUGCGCUGUAUUUUAUUUGUAUCUGCCCAUUUGUGAAGGGGGCUACAUAUGAUCUAGUUCAAGAGCGUAAUGGUCAAAUGGUAUUUAUGCCCUGCUUUGUAAAUGUGUUGUGAUCCUCAGUUUGCUGGGUUCGGAUUCAGUGCGGUCAAUUCGGGGAGGAUGUUUCCUCGUGAUGUAAAUAUUGAAUGUGAAGGCCUCGUUAUAAAGUGACUAUCAUUUGCACACAUCAUUCCAGUUUCUAUAAGCUACAUCUGAUUUGACUCCAACUCUGAAACCAAGCUUAUAGGGCAACCUUGACAGUAAUUGUUAAAAAUAUUAUGCUUCUAAGUGAUCAUUGUGAUGUUGUGUUGUGAGCUCAUUGCUUGCAAAGUGGAAUAUAAUGCUGCUAUUUUGCACAGCUGUGGACAAACAUGUGACGUUUGGCACAGUGGUAACAUAUUGGUCGUGUACCAGUGUUUGCUGUUAGGCACGGAAGUGUUUUUUAUUUAUUUUGCAGUUAAAGUCACCAAGUGUUAUGCUACAAAGAUCUUGUGUACGUUUCUUUUUUUUCCCCUGUGUCAGCGAUGGAAAGUGAUAUUUAAAUGUGCUUGUUGUCUGUGGUUACACCACAGUUGCAUUCACUCUCUCUACAUGUUAAUAAAAGGUCAAUACAAUAAUUGUUUAAGGUGACAAUGAUGAAAUAAAUCCAAACUUCUGUAGGA